This is a messenger RNA of Cataglyphis hispanica, 1200 nucleotides long. RefSeq lists its product as uncharacterized. Gene Ontology annotation, cellular component: plasma membrane. The record is from RefSeq and is a predicted model, not a curated record. Bases 7 to 1200 code for a protein of 397 amino acids. Gene Ontology annotation, molecular function: olfactory receptor activity; odorant binding. Gene Ontology annotation, biological process: detection of chemical stimulus involved in sensory perception of smell; sensory perception of smell. The transcript has 9 exons. NCBI's taxonomy places the organism in Eukaryota, Metazoa, Arthropoda, Insecta, Hymenoptera, Formicidae.
GGAGAGAUGAUCAGCGUCGACUGUUUGCACAUCAGCCUUAAUCGUACUCUGCUACUAUCGGUUGGUUUAUGGCCUUACCAGCAAUCGAAACUCGUUCAAUUUCAAAUAAUCUUGUUUUCUUCUAUUUUGAUAACUUGCAUUAUAUUUCAGUUUACAGCAUUUCUUACUUCAAAAUGUACUCCGGAUCUUUUCAUUAACAUUUUCUCUUCCGCAUUAUUUUUUUUUGUUUUUCUUAUUCAAUACACUUGGUUUUCUAUUAACAUUAAAGUUGUGAAGUAUUUGAUGGAGCGAUUGCUGAACAUCUAUAACGGUUUAACGGAUAAGAAUGAAAUCAGAAUUAUGGAAGAAUACGGCAGCUAUGCAAGACGUUACACGGUUGGAUUAAUAAUGAUUGUUAUAAUCUUUGUACCCGUUCUAAUUUUGUAUCCAUUCUGCUCGCACGUUUUCGACAUAUUAUUAACUACAAAUAAGUCUCCAUCACGUCUUUCGCUGAGAGGAAUGUACGUUUCCGAGUAUUUUAUCGAUCAGAAAAAAUACUUCUAUUUGAUUUUAUUGCAUGGAAAUGCGGCUCUAUUCUUAGGAGUAGCAACAUUACUAGCGACAGGAACCUUAUUGAUAGCCUAUAUGCAAUACUCCUGUGGAAUGUUUAGAAUUGCCAGUUAUCGUCUCGAGCAAGCAUUGGCAGUUGAUCCUUUACGAAAGAACAAUUCGCGAAAUCAGAAUUUGAUUUAUAAGGAAUUGAUUCAUGCAGUGGAUAUGCAUCGCGAAGCUAUGAGAUUUUCAGACACAUCGAUAUCCAAAUUUAAAGUAAUGUUCGCUUUUAUGAUAGUAGCCGGAGUGAUUAGCGCGAGCCUCAAUUUUUUCCGACUUUUUCAGGCUCUAUUAUUUGGAUUUGAUGCUGAGGAACAUUUGUUACCUUUAAUAAGCAUUACCAUUUAUUUAUCGUACGUAUUUGUAGGCGAUUAUGUUGCACAAGAAGUUAUGGAUCACAAUAAUGAUGUGUUUGCCAUUGCAUACAAUAUUCAGUGGUAUGCAGCUUCCCUAAACAUACAAAAAAUAAUACUGUUCCUAUUGCAAAGAAGUACCAAGGUUUUCAGUCUAAAUAUUGCGGGUUUGAUUGUGGGAUCAUUGGAAGGUGCAGUUUCGUUAUUGAGUACUACACUAUCAUACUUCACUGUUCUUUACUCUAUUCGGACUUGA